Messenger RNA from Pochonia chlamydosporia 170, 351 nucleotides. RefSeq lists its product as hypothetical. The transcript has a single exon. The coding region runs from base 1 to 351 and encodes 116 amino acids. The record is from RefSeq and is a predicted model, not a curated record. Lineage: Eukaryota; Fungi; Ascomycota; Sordariomycetes; Hypocreales; Clavicipitaceae.
AUGUUGGGCCGUGGCUUGCAUCAAGUCAAAGUUGAGAAAUGGAAGGCUUCCGCAUCCGUCAAGGUCACAUCACGUCACGCGUCCAUGUCCAUGUCCAUGUCCAUGUCAACUGGUCCCCUCUGCUUCUAUAUCCGUCGCAUCUUCAGUGCACCAGUCAGCAACCUUUCAGCGUCCAUGUCACUCAGCAUCACCUCAGCCACCAGACCAAAACACUUGAGCCCAGCCCGUGCAGCCAGCCUUUGUUCCAUCUUCCCUUGCCGUGCGUCCAUGCUCAACUUUGAACUCCAACUUCCUCCUCUUCUCACCAAGCCUCAUGUAUUACUGUCGCUUACUCUUCCCAGUCACACCUAG